AUGUUUUGCCAGAAAAGGAGGCUAAAGAAUGAAUGGAAAGAAUUCUCCACUACCUUGCAGCUAAUUAACAACAUUGAAGUCCAUAGAUGUAUUUUGUUACCGGAUAGAAUCAAGAUUGAAUUACAUGGUUUCUGUGAUGCCUCAGAGGCCGCCUAUGGAGCAGUUAUCUACUGUAAAGCAACAUCAGCAACAAACCAUACAUCAGUGAGGUUGGUAUGCAGUAAAUCGCGUGUCUCACCCCUAAAGAAGACUACAAUCCCAAGACUUGAGCUUUGCGAAGCAGUGCUAUUAGCUAAACUGAUGUAUCGAGUGAAAUCAUCAUUAAAAUUGGAGCUUACUACUAUCCACCUUUGGACAGAUUCUAUGAUUGUGCUGUCAUGGAUCAACAAAGAGCCACACCUGCUCAAGACAUUUGUCGCAAACCGGAUUUCAAAGAUACAGGAUCUGACUGAAAUAGCACAGUGGCAUCAUAUCGCUUCUGAAGAAAACCCAUCAGAUCUCAUAUCUAGAGGUAUGUCUGCCAAAAACCUGCAACUAAGUCAACUGUGGUGGAACGGGGCCUGA
This is a messenger RNA of Stegodyphus dumicola, 564 nucleotides long. RefSeq lists its product as uncharacterized. Lineage: Eukaryota; Metazoa; Arthropoda; Arachnida; Araneae; Eresidae. The record is from RefSeq and is a predicted model, not a curated record.